Molecule: messenger RNA, 483 nt
Organism: Protopolystoma xenopodis
Lineage: Eukaryota; Metazoa; Platyhelminthes; Monogenea; Polystomatidea; Polystomatidae
Source: the annotation of a GenBank genome assembly
AUGAAAGACCGCGAUUCGGGGGACAACACCGCUCCCGGCGGCUCGACUAACUCGGGCCUGCCUUCGGAGACUUCUGACGAGAUUGACGGCUGUGUUCCCGGAGCCUCCGGGUCUCCGGUAGGGUCGUCCGACGAAACAGACGAUUUCAGGAUGGCCUCGUCCUGUCGAUCCAGCGGCAGAAUGCGUCGCCCACUGCCUGCUCUGGCACCACAGCUUGACAUGAUGUUCGUUUCCAACACCCUCUGGAUCCUGCGACGGAUCGCCGAUUCUGACCUCCUCCUCUAUGCAGGCCAGUCAACCAGCGGUUCACAGCCAACUCUGACACGGGCCAAAUGUCGCAUUGCGAAAUCGCUAAGUCAGGACGCCGCGCUCACCUCGAAAGAGACGGACGGUUUCUCCGCCCUCCGCUGCUCCUACACUGACCUUUUCAUGCUGUCAGGGUGCGGGAGGUCAAGUCGAUUGCACCUCCUUCUCACAACAUAA